Zea mays is the source of this 2320-nucleotide messenger RNA. RefSeq lists its product as uncharacterized. Lineage: Eukaryota; Viridiplantae; Streptophyta; Magnoliopsida; Poales; Poaceae. The coding region runs from base 1525 to 2091 and encodes 188 amino acids. The transcript has a single exon. The record is from RefSeq and is a predicted model, not a curated record.
CACUGAACAACAUGACCCUAGAAGAAGACAGAACAUACCACUCCAUCCAAAGACUCCAAUGCAGCCUGUGCAUCCUCUGCGGUGCUGAAGGAGACGAACCCAAACCCUCUGGAGCGACCAGUCUCACGCUCAAAGAUGACCCUGGCGUCGAGCAAGCCGGCCCUACCCUCGAACACGUUCCUCAACGUGUCGGCACGCACCCCCCACCCCAGGUUGCCGGCAUAAAUCUUGUAAGUGCCAUCGUCACGCCUGCGGCCACUCAUGGUGACUGUUCUCCUCUCCCCGCCACGCGGCACCUCCGGGUAGUUCACCCUAGCCGUCCUCCCUCCCAGCAGCUGCAUUGGAGAAGAAUGUGCCAAAGAUCUGUCAGAAGUCAGAACACACGCUUGCACAUUCAUGGGCAAGAGCAGGAUCCCAAUUCUGUGAGGUGUGGAAGUGCUGAUCCAAUUGGCCGGUGCGGUACUUACGGCGCCAUCGAACAUCUGGAUGGCCUUGGCGGCCUCCUCGGCGGUGGCCAUGGUGACGAAGGCGAAGCCCCGGCUCCUGUUGGUGACCUUGUCGUAGAUUAUCUUCAGCAAUUGGAAACGUCAGCCAUGAAUGAUGAUUACUGCUCAGCAAUCCUUCCAGGAGGCAGACCAAGAAGGGAUUUUGAUUGGGGUCCAUACGGCGUACGGGUACCUGCGCGUCGUCGACCCUGCCGGCCUCAGAGAACACCUGGGCGAGCUCCUCGGAGGUAUAGGUGUAGGGAAGGUUGCCGACGAAGAGACGGCCGGGGUCGUCGCCGCGCGGCGGGCGGCUUCGUGGCGACGAGUACGCGCGCGGGGCCUCGGCUUCCUCCUCCGGCUCAGAGCCCUCUUCCUCAUCGAAGUGCUCCUCGCCGUCGUCCCCGGAGAAAUCAUCUACGUAGGAAGAGAAGUCCUCGGCGGCGAAGGGCGGGGGUAGGACGGGGCGCCCACGCGGUGGCGCGAAGCGGCGGAGGCCGACGCGGUGGCGCUGCAGGCUCUGGAACCGGACGCUGGGGAGCGGGACGGGGGCGCCACAAGCCGCUGCGUGCUGGAUCAGGGUGCGGAAGGUGGCCGUGACGGCGGCGGCGGCGGUGGCCAUGGCCGGAGAGGCGAGAAGGGCCGGAGCGUGGAGGGAGCGCACGUCCAGUGGCGGUGGCAGUGCAGCCUCUCGCCGUCGAUAAAUAAGUUGUCCUCUUCUUAUCCGCUACCGGAUGGGGCCGCUGGGCCGAAUCGAUGGGCUUAUAUGCGUUGCUUCAUUAAUCGUGUGGCAUUGGGUAUGGGCCGAGUAACCGGUCUAUGAUUUUAUGAGCCUCAAGCCAUACUACUCGUACACGAACCCACGGCCCACGAGGGGUCAACCCCUUUUGGAGACCAGACCAACACCAGGUUGACGUGCUCCUCGGCCGGCGGCGGGAUUUCUUCUUCCUCCCCAAGAAGUACCUGUACCGCCGCCACCAAGCGCCGCAUCCCAUCGCCCCCCAUACUACCUUCCGAGCGACCUCACCUCGCACAGACGGCAAUGGCGUCCCCCGAGCCCGCCGUGGAUCCCAGCCUCGCGCAAGAGACCCCCACCACUCCCACACCCACCACGGCGCACUCGUCCGCGGCGGAGCAAGAAGGGCCGCCGCAGCCGCAAGAGCCUGCCCCAGCAGCGGAGGGGGAGAGUGAGGAAGUUGAGGAGGAAGGAGAGUGCGGGUUCUGCCUCUUCAUGAAGGCCGGCGGCUGCAGAGACACCUUCGUGGCGUGGGAGGAGUGCGUGGAGGCGGCGCAGAAGGAGGGCGCCGACAUGGUCGAGCGUUGCCACGAGGCCACCGCCAACCUCAAGAAGUGCAUGGACGCGCACGCCGACUACUACGCGCCCGUGCUCAUGGCCGAGGAGGCCGUCAACGAGCGCGCCGAGGCCGAGGCCGCUGCAGCUGCAGCUGCAGCUGCUGCUGAGACUGCGAAGGCCAAGGGAUGGGAGCCAGCGACCGAAGGAGAGAUUAAGGAAGAGGCCGUGCCCCAGCCGGCCGCCGGCGAGGAGAAGAAAGAAGAAACAAUUGCUCAGAAGGAGAAGAAAGAAGAAGCGGUUUCUGAGAAGGUUUGACCGUUUGAGUGUAACUAACAAUUGCUCGGUUGGUUAUUAGGUUCAUAUUAGUUCGUGAGGUUAAUUUUGGCCCCCUUUGUGGGGGCGAAAUAAUGCUGUUCUGCUCGUAAUUGUUGGGUGUCACGCUCAAUUUAUACUAGAAAAUUUUGAUACUGUUAUGUGAUUUUGGUGAUGCGACCUGUUGAUGUGUGCUGCUCCUUUCGCUCAAACUAUAAAGGCUGUUACUGCA